This is a messenger RNA of Solanum dulcamara, 903 nucleotides long. RefSeq names its product protein FEZ-like. The coding region runs from base 1 to 903 and encodes 300 amino acids. Gene Ontology annotation, molecular function: DNA binding. NCBI's taxonomy places the organism in Eukaryota, Viridiplantae, Streptophyta, Magnoliopsida, Solanales, Solanaceae. Gene Ontology annotation, biological process: system development; regulation of DNA-templated transcription. The record is from RefSeq and is a predicted model, not a curated record. The transcript has a single exon.
AUGGGGAUGGAUUUUGAUGAUGAACAACUCAUGAGGUUUCUUCUCAAAUUUGUUACUAGUAUGCCUAUUCAAUGCGACCAAAUUCGACUUGUAGAUUUGUAUGGCAACAAGAAGCCAUCUCAGUUAUUCGAUACCACUUCUACUAAUCAUCAUCAUUAUGUCUUCACUCAGUUAAAGAAAAUAAAAGGGAAUGGUAAGAACUUCAACAGGGGAAUUGUUGGCGGCGGUGGCUCAUGGAAAGGAGUCGACACGAGUAAACCAGUGUACGACAAGAAAGGAUUAGUGAUUGGGUUCAAGAAAACGUUCCGUUUUGAUGAAAAAAAGCAUGUGUGGAUUAUGAAAGAAUAUCGUCCUAGUGAUAGUAUACUAAAGGCCUUGAGACUUCGUGGUCAAAUUCGACAUGAGGAGGAAUUUUCUGUAUGUCGCAUUACCAGGAGUGCCAAUUCGGAUCGCAAUGGAGAGAAUUUACUUGCCAGUUGUGUCCCAAUAUCUUCAUCACAAUUUCAAGAAACUGUGAAAUCCGAAAAUCAAGAUUUGGGACGAUCCAGUGCUGCUAAUGUAAUUUCGAAUGGGAACAUCAGCCCAGUUUGCUUAGUCUUAAAAGAAUCAAAUGUGCCUGCUGCAAAAGAAGAAGAAGAAUGCUCUGUUCCUGUGGUUCAUCAAGAAACUGCCUCUGUUAGUUUACUCGCAAAAGAAUCAAAUGUGACUGCUGCAAAAGACGAAGAAUGCUCUGUUCGUCCGGAUUAUGACAUUGCUACUUACCACCAAGAACUUGAUGCGUAUGCUGCCUCUGUACUCGAAACAAUGAUUCCUUACAUUCCGGAACCACAAGAAGAUGAAGCUGAUUCUAUCCCACUUUUCUGCGAAGAUUUUUAUAUUGGUUAUACAGAUCUCUGGAGUUAA